Messenger RNA from Callithrix jacchus (white-tufted-ear marmoset), 8373 nucleotides. It is a transcript of the gene RAB11FIP1, whose product is annotated as RAB11 family interacting protein 1. Gene Ontology annotation, biological process: regulated exocytosis. The record is from RefSeq and is a predicted model, not a curated record. Lineage: Eukaryota; Metazoa; Chordata; Mammalia; Primates; Cebidae. Gene Ontology annotation, molecular function: small GTPase binding. Gene Ontology annotation, cellular component: intracellular membrane-bounded organelle.
GAGCUGCCAGCGCCGCGGAGGCCGGCGGGGCCCGGCGCAGCAGGUGGGGCGGGCGGCGCGGGCAGGGGCGGGGCCCUGGCCACGACGGGCGGGGCCUGGCGGAGGUGUGGCCGGAAGCCUUAAAGUGGUCGCCGGGGAGUGCCGUUGAGGCCGCCAGUCGCGGCGAUCUUCUCCUCGCGUCUGGGGCGUCGUGGUCACCAUGUCCCUAACGGCCUCGGCGGGCCGGGGCCUGGGGGCCGUGUGGUCCCCAACCCACGUGCAGGUGACGGUACUGCAGGCGCGGGGCCUGCGGGCCAAGGGCCCCGGGGGCACUAGCGACGCGUACGCGGUGAUCCAGGUGGGCAAGGAGAAGUACGCCACCUCGGUGUCGGAGCGCAGCCUGGGCGCGCCCGUGUGGCGCGAGGAGGCCACCUUCGAGCUGCCGCCGUUGCUGUCCUCCGGGCCCGCGGCCGCCGCCACCCUGCAGCUCACGGUGCUGCACCGAGCGCUGCUCGGCCUCGACAAGUUCCUGGGCCGCGCCGAGGUGGACCUGAGGGAGCUGCACCGUGACCAGGGCCGCAGGAAGACGCAGUGGUAUAAGUUGACGUCCAAACCAGGAAAGAAAGACAAGGAGCGAGGAGAAAUUGAAGUUGACAUUCAGUUUAUGAGAAACAACAUGACUGCCAGCAUGUUUGACCUUUCCAUGAAAGACAAGUCUCGGAAUCCUUUUGGAAAACUGAAGGACAAGAUCAAGGGGAAGAAGAAGGACAGUGGGUCGGACACCGCCUCUGCCAUCGUCCCCAGCACAACACCCUCAGUUGACAGUGAUGAUGAGUCUGUGCCCAAAGACAAGAAAAAGAAAUCAAAGAUCAAGACCCUAUUUUCCAAGUCGACUCUGCAGAAAACGCCCCUUUCCCAGUCCAUGUCUGUCCUGCCGACUUCAAAGCCAGAAAAAGUGCUGCUUCGUCCCAAAGACUUUCAGUCCCAGUGGGACGAAGAUGACAAUGAGGAUGAGUCUUCCUCGGCCUCAGACGUCAUGUCACACAAGAGAACGUCGAGUACGGAUCUUAAGCAACUGAACCAGGUCAAUUUCACCCUUCCCAAGAAGGAAGGACUUUCCUUUCUUGGUGGCCUUCGGUCUAAGAAUGAUGUCCUUUCCCGCUCUAAUGUCUGUAUCAAUGGGAACCAUGUUUACCUAGAGCAGUCAGAAGCCAAGGAUGAGACCAAGGACAGCAGCCCGUCUUCCUCCCCAUCCCCCCAGGGCUUCAGGAAGAAGCAUUUGUUCUCAUCUACCGAGAACCUGGUGUCUCGGUCUUGGAAGGAGCCUGCUGAAGGAGGUGGGCUGUCCUCUGACAGGAGGCUCUCUGAAUCUUCCACCAAGGACUCCCUGAAGUCUAUGACCCUGCCAUCCUACCGACCUGCCCCGCUGGUCAGUGGGGACCUCAGGGAAAACACGGCCCCUGCAAACUCGGAGGCCCCAAAAGAAGCCAAAGAGAGCAAGAAGCCGGAGAGCAAGAGGUCCUCUUUGCUGUCUCUGGUGACAGGGAAGAAGGACGUGGCUAAGGGCAGUGAAGGUGAAAACCUUCUCACGGUCCCAGGGAGGGAGAAGGAAGGCAUGCUGAUGGGGGUUAAGCCAGGGGAGGAUGCGCCCGGGCCUGCUGAAGAAGUUGUGAGAAGAUCCGAGAAAGAUACUGUGACUAUUGUCUCCAGACCGGGCAGCUCACUGAACCCCUUUGAAGAUGUGGAGAUCACAGAACCGGAAGCUGAGCCGGAGGCCAAGUCUGAACUGAAACCUCCAAUUCCCUCUGCAAGGGCUCCCCAGACCAGAGCUGUCAAGCCCCGACUGGAAGUGUCUCUGGAGGCGCAACCCACAGCCAGGCUUCCUUCCCCCACUGACGCCCCUUCCUCUCCUCCUCCUCUCCCUUCUAGUUCUGGCCAGGCACCUGUCCCCUCUGCACUGGGACGUGGUGCAGACACACAGUCCUCUGAGAGUCUUUCUGUCUUCUCCUCUGUCUCAUCUCCCAUAGCAGCUCCCAUUUCCACAUCUACUCCAAUUGAAAGCUGGCCUCCCACAGACAGGGGCCAGGCCAAGUCUGAAGAACCACCCUUGCUCCCUGAGGCAGAGUGGCAAUGGGAGAGUUUAACACCAGUUCUAAAUUCCGGUUCUUCUGCCCUGGGACCACUUUCCAAACAGCCACCCAUUCUAGUGAAUAAAGGGGCGGAAGAUUCUCCGAUGGGCAGGACCUGUGAAACAGGCACAGAGAAGAACACCAGUAGCCUUGAGUCAGAGGAGUCUCUCCUGGAGCAGCCUGAAAUGGGACGACAAAAGGGAGAACUUCCGAGGUUUCCCUGCAGAAAACAAGACUACAGCUCAACAUCUGGAGAGGCCCGAGAGGUACCUUCUGCCCUUUCACUCAGCAGUGAUGGAGCUGCAAGCCCCGCUGGGGAGCUUGCGGCAGGAGGAGACCGAGACUUGGAGAGUCAGGCUGGGUCUCUUGCGGAGAGCAAAGCUAGGGAUGCAGUUGAAGAAUCGGUGCCCCCUCUUCCGGUGGGAGAAUGGGUCCCCUCCAUUGAUGCCAUGCUACGGAAGCUGGAAGAGACAGAUCUGAACCUCGGUGAGGGCCAGAAGAAAACCAAGAAGCGCGUGUCGUUCUCUGAGCAGCUCUUCACGGAAGAGGCAGUUGAGAGAGCCGCCCCGCUGGUGGAAGAACACAGCACUUAUCCCCAGGAGCUGACCGCUGCAUGGGCUGUCGCUGGAAAUCCAUCUGACAGGGAACCUCCUGCUUCUCUCCAUGCAGAGGACUCAGAGAGGGAAUCGGUGACCAUGCCUAGGCCGGCGACUUGCGGUACGCCAGCCUCCCUGGCUGAUCACCUCCUCCUCCCCUCCCAGGAGGAGAGUUUCUCCAAAGGCCCCAUGAGAGAAGCAAGCUCAGCAAAAGACACGCCACUCUUUAGGACGGAGGAAGGCGAUGCCCUUGUGACUCAGUAUCAGAGCAAGGCCAGUGACCACGAAGGUUUAUUGUCUGAUCCCUUGAGUGACCUUCAGUCUGCCUCAGAUUUUGAAUCUCCAGUCAUGGCCGAUCUGAACUUAAGCCUUCCUUCCAUUCCUGAAGUCGCAUCGGAUGAUGAAAGAGUAGAUCAGGGCGAAGAUGAUGCUCAGGCUGAAGAUGAUGGAGAGACAACAGAGUUGUCAACUCUGGACGUAGGAGCUUCAUCCCCAAGCAUGGUACUCCCUUGUCCAGAGAAGGGAAAGGGGCCCAGUGGUGAGGCAGAUGGGUUGGCGCUGGGGGAGGGCCUGCGUGAUUUCAGGCUGCAAGCACCCCAAGCAUCUGUGACAGCUCCUUCAGAGCAGACCACAGCGUUCGGAAUUCACAAACCACAUCUUGGCAAGAGUUCAACCUUGGAUAAACAGCUGCCAGGCUCCAAUGGUAGUGAGGAAGAAAAACCAAUGGGAAAUGGGAGUCCAAGCCCGCCUCCUGGCAUGUCCCUGGAGAAUCCUGUACCUAGCCCCUCCCCUUCUGAGACCUUUCCUGCCACACACUCUUUCCCCAGCUCUGUACAUUCUGCCACUCACCACACUAGCACAGCAGAAUCUCAAAAAAAAGCCACAACAGAGGGCUCCGCUGGUAGAGUUGAGAAUUUUGGCAAGAGGAAGCCACCCCUCCAGGCCUGGGUCUCACCCUCGGAGACACAUCCAGUCUCAGCUCAGCCGAGCGCUGGAACGGCGCCAGCCAAGCACAGACCUCAUCCUGUGAAGCCAAUGAACACAACAGCCACCAAGAUUGCUAACUCCAGCUUGGGAACUGCUACCAUCAUCAGUGAGAACUUGAACAACGAGGCCAUGAUGAAGAAAUACAGCCCCUCAGACCCUGCAUUUGCCUACGCACAGCUGACCCAUGAUGAGCUGAUCCAGCUGGUCCUCAAACAGAAGGAAACAAUAAGCAAGAAGGAGUUCCAGGUCCGCGAGCUGGAGGACUACAUUGACAACCUGCUCGUCAGAGUCAUGGAAGAAACCCCUAACAUCCUCCGCAUCCCAACCCAGGUUGGCAAAAAAGCAGGAAAGAUGUAAAUCAGCAGGAAACAACCACCAAGAUGGUUCUGAGAGUUCACUUUCACCUGCUCCCGGGGUCAAGGACUUGCUCUGCCUGGUAACCAGCUGGUAGGCUCCAAAUUGCCAUCUCCCUUGCGUGUUAUCCGGCAAGAGUGAAUUCUACCAAUGGAAGCCAGGCCAAUGAUUACAAUGAAUCUUUUACUGUACAUUCCCAAGGCUUUAUUUUUAAAUGCCACUGUGCCUUUAAGUAGGUUUUGAAUAUUUUAUGCCCACCAGAGACAUGGUCAUAAGAUCUGAUCCUGAGCCUGAGAUUCAGAUGGCGCAGGAGGUAUUCCUGUAUUUUAACACUGGGGUUUUCUUUCUUUCAUACUGAGAUUUUUUUCAAUAUGUAUCCUACAGUUCUUAAAGCUUACCUGAGAGCUUUAAACGAGAAAAGGACCACGCGAUUGGUGCUGUGUUACGUACACGAACUUUCUUAGCUUUUGAGUAGCUCAGGUGUGGCUUUUGGCUGCAGAUGUUAAAUUUUGAUACCAUGUAAACCUACCCAGCUUCUCAGACUUGGAUCUGGUUUCUCGAUGGGAGCAGAGGCAUUUAGAGAAAGCCUCUCUGAGUGUGCCUUUCAGGGUUCGAACAAGCGGCCUUUUCUAAACAUCAGCUUCUACUACUUGCUAGCUUUAAAAUGUGCUCUGUUUAGAUCCAGGGCCCUUCCACUGGAGAUAGGAAAAGUAGAAUCCUGGAACUUAAAAGAUUCACUUUUUAUUCAAUUUGAUGAACUUGGUUAAAGCCCCUCCUCUUAUGAUAGCCAGGUUCCUGCUGGCUACACCAGCCUAUUCAGAGCCUUGCUAGGGGAUUGGGUGGUCCACACACUCGCUGACACAGUUCUGGCAGGUGUGGAAUGACGUCAGUAGGAUUACUUGGCCCUUUCCCCUGUGCCUUUGCUUGGUGCCCUGGUUUCCUCAGCAACACUCCUUGUGAGAGGCAAAGGCAGGGUCCAUCAGCUCCCCAAGAUGAAGAAGCCCCUUCAGGCCAGUCUGUAAUCCCAGCACUUUGCAAGACUGAGGCGGGUGGAUCACUUGAGGUCAGGAAUUCGAAACCAGCCUGGCCAACAUGGUGAAACCCCAUCUCUACCCAAAAUAUAAAAAUUAGCUGCGUGUGGUGGUAUGUGCCUGUUAUCCCAGCUACUCGGGAGGCUGAGGCAGGAGAAUUGCUUGAACUUAGGAGAUGGAGGUUGCAGUGAGCCAAGAUUGUGCCAUUGUAUUCUAGUCUGGGCAGGAGUGAGACUUCAUCUUAAAAAAAAGAAAGAAAGAAAGAAAGAAAGAAGCCGGGUACAGUGGCUCAUGCCUGUAAUCCCAGCACUUUGGGAGGCCGAGGCAGGCAGAUCACAGGUCAAGAGAUGGAGACCAUCCUGCCAACAUGGUGAAACCCUGUCUCUACUAAAAUUACAAAAAUUAGCAGGGUGUGGUGGGUGCCUGUAGUCCCAGCGACUUGGGAGGCUGAGGCAGGAGAAUCGCUUGAACCGGGAAGGGGGAGGUUGCGGUGAGCCGAGAUCUUGCCACUGCACUCCAGUCUGGUGACAGAGCGAGACUCUAUCUGAAGAAAAACAAAAAGAAGUCCCUUCACUGUGCAGGGGACAGGAGACCAUGGAUUGGACCCCAAAGGGAUUGAACUGCAUCUGUAUAUCUGUCCUUUGAACAGUUUUUGUCCCUGCCCAAAAGGAAACCCAAAUUAUUUCUGGGGUACUGGGGAAAUCGUCGUGAAGGGCUUAAUGUGGUUAAUAAAAGUUGAAAGUCAGUAGACAACAGGAAUGCCUCAGCCUUCAAAUAGUUGCUUCUUUUCCGUUUCCUUCGUGAAUAGACUCACCACCAUUUUACCCCCUUGUUAUAAAAUUGUGCAGAGCAAGAAGAUACUUAUUUUUGGAUUUGUAUUUUUAAAAUUAGAUUUAUAGACUUUUUUUUUAACUCGGAUAUUUGCUUCCUUCUUAGCUAAAAGCACUAGUUCAGAUUUUUCAGGUAAUUUUGUUGUUACUCACUUAAGACUGGAAUUAGAAUGCUUCUGGUAUUGCUCAUUUUUUCUCCUGGCUGUGAUAGAAUCUCAUCCAAUCUUGACAUCUCUCUUAGGGGAAGAAUAUCACAGGCCAAUAGCAUGGGUGGGGGUGGAGAUGAUAGCAGUUAUUAAAUCAAGAAUCUUUUUUAUGUAUGUCCUUGUUACAUUGGGGGUAAGAGGCAAGAUUAUUGGCAGCAGAAUCCCAUUCCAGGAUUUUGUUUGCUGUGGCAUUGGUUUUAUCAGUGCACUUUAAUCUGAAGGAUGAUACUGUAACUUGAUUUAUCUAAUCAGCUUUUAAUUAUCUACCGCUAUUUUAUUUUAUUUAAUUCUCUCCUACAGUACUGGGACCACUGUAAACUUCUCAGAUGACUUGUAUUUUUGUAGUGCUAUGAAAUUUAUUUACAUACUUAUAAAGAAAACUGUAUAGUCACUUGAACUCUGAAAAUGUACAUGUAUGACUGGAUGCGGUAGCUCAUGCCCAUAAUCCCAGCACUUUGGGGGGCCGAGGUGGGUGAAUCACUUGAGGUCAGGAGUUCAAGACCAGCCUGGCCAACAUGGCAAAAACCCAUCUCUACUAAAAAUACAAAAAUUAGCUGGGCGUGGUGGUGGAUGCCUAUAAUCCCAGCUACUCAGGAGGCUGAGACACAAGAAUCGCUUGAGUCAGGGAGGCAGAGGUUGCAGUGAGCCGAGAUCACACGCCUGCACUGGAACCUGGGCAACAGAGCGAAACUCUGUCUCAAAAAAAAAAAAAAAGGAAAGAAAGAAAGAAAAUAUACAUGUGUAUGUUUGUCCCGCGUUAUGUUUUUUACUUGAUAUAAAUGUAUUUUUACUGUGAUAACCCAAGUGCACUGGGGGGCAGGUGUGCUCUGCAUGAUUCUUCCUCCAGUGGAGAGCUGGUGUAGAGACCUGCAGUGUUUGUGAGGAUGGUGGUUUAGACAUGUCUGCUGCUGGGACCUGGGGCAUGGGACUCAGUCCACAUGAGAGGGACAUCUGGGUGGAGGAGUGAAUUCCUGUGCUCUGAAAUGCCACUUGGGAGCUCUGGACAAUGAAGGACAAUUGACUCAAGGGUGCCUGGCUUCUGCUGCUGCUGGGAAAGAAUUCCGUUUAUAGCAUUCCUGCACCUCCCAAAGUAGAUAAGCUGGAGGUCAUUCAGUUAACAGCUGUCCCUGAGGAGUCAGUUUGUGGGGAGGCAUUAUCUAGGAGAAGCUUUAGCCUGCUCUGAGCCAUUAGCAGAUAUUAGUGAAUUGGAGCACUGGAGAAUCCUACAAAUUGGCUUUGUCUCAGAAGAGCUGGGACCUCCUUCCAACUGCUACAGAUGCCCGCGGGCCCUGGGAGGCGGCUGUGCUCUGGAGAAGCCGGAGCAGCUCAUUUCUUGGCUUGGCCUGGCCUGGCUGCCUCCAGAAAGAGCAGUCAGGACUUGAGGGAAGCAUCAAAUUCAUUACCCAUAACCUGCAGUUGGAGAUCAGCUUUCUGAAAUGUCCAGCCUUUGCCCAGUUGUUUCAGAUCAUCUCAUUUCUCAGGCUUUGGCAGGUGUCCUGCCCUCCCUCUUAUUCCCGUGUGUUCACCUCGUCAAGAAGGCAGAGUGGAUGUGGAGCAAGUCUGCCCUUUGCCAUAGUGACAGCUGUGGGCCCUGAUUGGUGAAGGCUAUGCGCAAUCCCGUAUGAAGGAGAUACAGGUGUGUGUGCACGUGCCUGUGCCUACCUGAAGGAGAUACAGGUGUGCACGUGCCUAUAUGAAGGAGAUACAGCUGUGUGUGCACGUGCCUGUAUGAAGGAGAUACAGGUGUGUGUGCACGUGCCUGUAUGAAGGAGAUACAGGUGUGUGUGUAUGUGCCUAUAAGGAGAUACAGGUGUGUGCUUCUCAGUUUUGCUAACAGUGGGAGUUCAACGGGGCAGAGAGGGAGGAUUGGCCAUGAUGCUCAGCCACAUACUGUAGAGAGAGGCAAUUUGAUGUUAAAUGACAUGCCAUCCUCCCUCUCUGGGUCCCUUCUCCCAGUCAACUUUUUUCUUUUUCUAGAACUACUCAUUAUCCCUCACGGCUAAAAAAUUAAUUGCCUUAGGUGGAGAACUUAAUUUCUCGUAUCCACACCAAACUCAACUCCGUGGUUUCUCUGUAUCUACUGUGUGAGCUGCUUAACUGACGCCCUCUUCCUCUAAAUGAAGGAUUGCUCAGCGUUUUGGAUUCUAGAAUUAUUAUUUUCUGCUUUCUUUCUUUGGGACUUCUGAAUUUCCUUGUUCUUGUUUUUAAGAAGUAACCCAAAAUUUCCUAUAACACUAAAUAAAAUGGUACUACCUUUCAAA